CAAAGAUUGACAAACACACACACACACAAGUUUUUUUUAAUUCUUCUUUUUGAAACGCCAAUCAAAUGUCACAAAUAUAAAUACCUGCUUUCCACACUUUAAAUUCUGACACGUUGCUUUCUUUCACUUGUUCAUCGCAUCAUCAUGUCUCUCGCCAAGCAAAACUUCUCCACCUCUUCCGAAGAAGGGAUCAAUCAACAAAUCAACACGGAGCUUCAAGCUUCUCAAGUGUACCUGUCCAUGGCAGCAUGGGCACAGCAUACCUCUGUCGUUUUACCAGGCUUGGAAAAGUACUUUCGUGAAGCAGCAAAUGAGGAACGAGAACAUGCUCAACAUUUGAUUGAUUAUUUGAAUAUGCGAGGCGGAAAGGUCGUGUUGAGAGCGCUUCAAGCCCCAGAGACUGAUUGGAAGUCAGCAAAGAAUGCAGUUGAAUCAGCUCUUCAGCUCGAAAAAGAUGUCAACAAAUCACUGUUGAAUCUGCAUAAAAUCGCCGACACCAAUGGCGAUCCUCAGAUGUGCGACUUUAUUGAAGGCAGAUACCUUGAAGAGCAAGUCAAGGCCAUUAAGACUUUGGCUGAUAUGGUUACUCAACUUAACCGCGUGGGAGAAGGUCUUGGCGUCUACUUGUGGGAUCAGCAGUUGUAUCGUGAAGGCACUGGCGCAGGCAGCAGAGUCAUUGGUGCUGGUCGCGAUUAGAGUUCAAAAGAAACAAAAAGAAAGAUUACGACUGACUUGAACAAAAAUAAAAAGAGGUCCAUCUCACAUUUUCCUUUCCGUCAACUAUUCUUUUUUUUUUGCUUUUUACGCACCUGUUUCAUCCGACAAUGAACCCUUCAUUUGGAGGAAGUUUCCUUGCUUUAGA
Molecule: messenger RNA, 862 nt
Organism: Radiomyces spectabilis
Lineage: Eukaryota; Fungi; Mucoromycota; Mucoromycetes; Mucorales; Radiomycetaceae
Product: ferritin-like superfamily
Exons: 7
Coding region: 145-696 (183 amino acids)
Biological process (GO): intracellular iron ion homeostasis; iron ion transport
Cellular component (GO): cytoplasm
Molecular function (GO): ferric iron binding; ferrous iron binding
Source: RefSeq, a predicted model, not a curated record